AUGUCCAAACACUUUCCGGCUAUCAGUCUAUACCCAAACAUUUUCCGGCUGAUUGUCUGUGUCCAUCCUUAUUUUGGUUGCUUGUCUAUGUCCAAACACUUUCCGGCUAUCAGUCUAUACCCAAACAUUUUUCAUCCUUAUUUUGGUUGCUUUCAUGUCUAUCAGUCUAUCCAAACAUUUUCCGUUUUUGAUUAUCUGUGUCCAUCCUUAUGGCUAUCAGUCUAUACCCAAACAUUUUCGGCUGAUUAUCUGUGUCCAUCCUUAUUUUGGUUACUUGUCUAUGUCCAAACACUUUCCGGCUAUCAGUCUAUACCCAAACAUUUUCCGGCUGAUUAUCUGAUCCUUAUUUUGGUUCUGUGUCCAUCCUUAUUUUGGUCCAUCCUUGUGUAUGUCCAAACACUUUCCGGCUAUCAGUCUAACCCAAACACAUUUUGGUUGCUUUGUCUAUGUCAAACACUUUCCUAUCAGUCUAUACCCAAACAUUUUCCGGCUGAUUGUCUGUGUCCAUCCUAUCAGUCUAUACCCAAACAUUUUCCGAUUGUCUGUGCCCAUCCUUAUUUUGGUUGCUUGUCUAUUGUUUUCAGUCUAUACCCAAACAUUUUUAUUGCCUGUGUCCAUCCUUUUUUGCUUGUCUAUGUCCAAACACUUUCCGGCUUUCAGUCUAUACCCAAACAUUUUCCGGCUGAUUGUCUGUGUCCAUCCUAUUUUGAUUGUCUCACCAUCCUUAUUUUUUACUUGUCUAUGUCCAAACACUUUCCGGCUAUCAGUCUAUACCCAAACAUUUUCCGGCUGAUUAUCUGUGUCCAUCCUUAUUUUGGUUGCUUGUCUAUGUCCAAACACUUUCCGGCUAUCAGUCUAUACCCAAACAUUUUCCGGCUGAUUGUCUGUGUCCAUCCUUAUUUUGGUUGCUUGUCUAUGUCCAAACACUUUCGGCUAUCAGUCUAUACCCAAACAUUUUCUGAUUGUCUGUGGUCUAUCACUUUCCGGCUUUCAGUCUAUGCCAAACAUUUUCCGGCUGAUUGUCUGUGUCCAUCCCCUUAUUUUGAGUUUGCUUGUGUAUGUCCAAAACCCUUUCCGGCUAUCAGUCUAUACCCCAAACAUUUCCGACUGAUUGACUGUAUGCAUCCUUAUUUAUUUUGGUUGCUUGUGUCUGUGUCCAAACACUUUCCGGCUUUCAGUCUAUACCAAACAUUUUCCGGCUAA
Messenger RNA from Acanthosepion pharaonis, 1203 nucleotides. Lineage: Eukaryota; Metazoa; Mollusca; Cephalopoda; Sepiida; Sepiidae. The record is from the annotation of a GenBank genome assembly.